Molecule: messenger RNA, 1176 nt
Organism: Eufriesea mexicana
Lineage: Eukaryota; Metazoa; Arthropoda; Insecta; Hymenoptera; Apidae
Product: nuclear receptor subfamily 2 group F member 1-B
Exons: 7
Coding region: 1-1176 (391 amino acids)
Biological process (GO): regulation of DNA-templated transcription
Molecular function (GO): zinc ion binding; DNA-binding transcription factor activity; sequence-specific DNA binding
Source: RefSeq, a predicted model, not a curated record
AUGGAGGACAACAGCCGCGGCGAAAGUUUGUGCAAAGUUUGCGGCGACAAAGCAUCUGGCAAGCAUUACGGAGUACCGAGCUGCGACGGAUGCCGCGGCUUCUUUAAGCGGUCGAUCCGCAGGAACCUCGAUUACGUUUGCAAGGAAAAUGGUCGUUGUAUCGUGGACGUUUCUCGACGUAAUCAGUGCCAGGCAUGUCGAUUUACCAAGUGCCUUCAGGUCAACAUGAAACGAGAUGCGGUGCAACACGAAAGAGCUCCACGAAAUACGUCGUCCCUGGUCGCAGCCGCGAGAAGAGGUCCUUCGGGAUUGUAUCCUGGAAUCUCGCACGUUUACCACGCAGCGAGCAACCCUUACCAUCCCCUUCUGUAUCCUGCGUUAUUUCCCUUCAAGCCGACAAUGUCGGCCUUUACGCCAUCGGUCGCACACUUUUUACCACGUUCAACUGCGGAACCGUUGACAGUGAACACUGCCAAAGAGGACGAAGUGACGAGUUCCGAGGAAGCUGGGUCAAUCGAUACGAGGAUCGAACCGAAGGAGGAACUCGCAAGCACUCGGUUAGCGUCUAUCACGAACCCUGGAUCCACGGAAUACAUGUCUAGCUUUUCUAUUCUGCCUACGGAGAACAUCUACGAAUUCGCUGCGAAGUUACUCUUCUUUGCUGUCAGAUGGGCGAGAAGUAUCCACUCGUUCUUACAACUACCCUACAGGGACCAGACUAUACUACUGGAGGAAUCUUGGAGCGAGCUUUUCGUCCUGACAGCCGCGCAGUGGAACUUCCCAGUCGAGGAAGCGACUCUGGUACCGAACGAUUUAUCAUCGGAAAGGAAAGAAACGCUCGUGGAUGAAGUGAGAAAAUUGAGGGAUCUAUUGGCAAAAUGUACUCUUCUGAGGGUCGAUCAUUCGGAGUAUGCUUGUCUCAAGGCUAUAGUUCUUUUCAAAGGAGAAUCACGGGGCUUAUGCGAACCAGGGCGGGUAACAGCACUGCAAGAGCAGACGGUAGCUGUAUUUUGCGAAAGGGAUGCACGAAGGGUUGGACGACUUUUGCUGCUAUUACCACCUGCGCGCGCACUCUGUCGAUCAACCCUGCAGGAAUUGCUGUUCAAGCCGACAGUAGGGGAUGUUAGCGUGGAACGAUUACUGGGCGACAUGGUCAGUGCACUCAGGCCGACAUAA